Megalopta genalis is the source of this 2164-nucleotide messenger RNA. Lineage: Eukaryota; Metazoa; Arthropoda; Insecta; Hymenoptera; Halictidae. The record is from RefSeq and is a predicted model, not a curated record.
AUUACUCUAUACAACGGGAAGAAAAUGUCAUGGUCACUUAGAACACUUGUCAACACUGUACAAAAAGUUCUGGCGGUUUCGAAUUAAAAUUCAAAAAUGUAAAACCAGGGUACUGAAUGCUCCCUUUACUACCUUUUUAAUACACGAUUCAUUGUUCAACUAGUUUACUCGAAAUAUAAUUCGCAUUAAGUUCAGAUCAAUAUGAUAAUUGAAAUGUAUAGUCGCAGGCGGCAGGCAAAUAUUGAUUAUGAGAAAAGCAGCAGGUAACAGGUAACGUGUUUCAGAUAUGUAGAUAUCAUUCACAGUCAAGGGAAAUUGUGUGGUUGAGUAUCAACAAUGUUUAAAUCGCCAUUGUUUUCUUGUGUAAUAUUUUUGCUUUUAUUCACACAAUUAGAAACUAAAAUUCUUCGAGGACGCUUGAUUACACGUGAAAAUUGGGCAUUUUUAGCGAGAUUCUGUUUUUUAACAGAACAUGGUACAUUUCGGUAUGAUUUCGAACUAAGUGGCGAAGAAAAAAAUUUGGAACUAUUAUUGUACUAUGAUGCGCCCGAUCAAUGGCCUAGCGUUUAUCUUUCAAAUAAAACAUGUAUGGAAAGGGAAGAAAUACUUCAGGAUGGAAUUGGUCAAAUAGUACCAUUAUCAACACUUAUACCGGUACAAUCUGGAUGUAGAGAAGAAGAUUCGGUAGUGCGAUGCACCAGCUACCGAAGAUUUCGAUCAUCUCGCCCGAGAUGGUGGUUCAUCGCGUUAGCUGAUUGUGCUUCAGAGAAUGGACUGAAUAUUUCGUAUUGGAUAUCGUUAACAAAUGCACAACCUAGCAGUUUUUGGAGAGAACACUUCUCAGCAGAUGAAUUCUAUAUAUUACCAGAGUUAAUAGCAAUUGGCAGUAUAUACGUUAUACUUGUAAUACUAAGUUUCUACAUAGCAGUACAAUUGAGGGCAAGACGGCUGUUACACGUGUCUUAUAAAAUUUUUAUGGCUUCUUUACUUUCCCAAUUAAUAGGAAUACUGUGUGAAAUUUAUAGUUACAUGAACCUUGGCUUAAAAGGAGUGGCAUCUGAUCAUGCUUCCUUGAUUGGUCAACUUUUAGAAGCCUGUUCAGAUAUUCUAUUUACUGUACUUAUGUUACUACUCGCGAUUGGUUUUACGGUGACAAAAAGUGUUCUUACAGGGAGACAAGUUCGAUGGAUUAUAUGCUUUGUGUGUUUUACUUCUUUCUUUCAGUUUUCGUUAUACAUUUAUCAGUCCGAUGUAUUUGAUCCUGGAUUGGUAUUGUACAUUUAUGAAUCACCACCAGGAUAUAUGUUAAUAGCUUUAAAGCUAAUUGCAUGGAUUGUCUUUUCUCUUCGUUGCAUGAAGACAAUCAAAAAAAUGCAAACAAAACUUCAUUUUUAUGGUUCAUUAUUUUCCUUGGGAUCAGCGUGGUUUUUAUGUCAUCCGCUAACGGUACUCUGCAUUACUUUAUUGGUAGAUGAUUGGAUAAGAGAAAGUGUAGCAAAAGGAUGUUCACUAUGGAUUGUCUUUGUGGGACAUGUAGUAUUUUUGUUCAUCACUCGGCCAUCUAUGGCUAACAAACGGUUUCCAUUUCAUAUUAGAACAUGUCAAGUAAUGCCAAUUGGUGGUGAUGGACAAGACCACAGUUAUGAACCUCGUCUUAGAACAACGAAUGCCGCAUUUACUAUUUCACAUUUACCACCACCUAUUCCCUAUCAGUGACUACACUCUAAAAUAGGUCACUUUUAAACAUUUAAAAUCAUGAGAGAUCAUAAAUCAUUAUCAGUCACAAGACCCAUCAAGCCAACCAUCUCUCCAUCUUUGAUUAAUAAGAGUACAAUCGAAUUUUGGUUUUCCAAUUUUCUUGUUUACCUCAUUAUGUAUGUCACAAAGCCAACUACUCAAUGUUUUUUGUGAGUCAGUUUGUGGUGGAGACUGUUUUAACUGUUCUCGUAAAUCUUCUGCACAUACAUAACAAGGAUAAAACUGAGAAAAUGAAUAAAAGAACUGCUUCAUAUAUGACUUUUGUGCAUCACUUGGAUGAUCAGGAUAAUAUGCUGCCAUGAUUGAUUUUUCUCUUGCUUUUUCUCAGAUUCCUGUUAAAAAAACAAACACAUAUAAAUAAAAAAUGGAAAUAUGAAUAUUAACUUGUAUACAUUUUGUAUAAUUA